AUGGCACGAAUGGCUCUUGUGGUCACUUAUGGUUGCUGUGUCCUUGUAUACAACAGGUGUAGGGUCCGCAGAUAUGCCGCGAUCGAGGCUCGCCAGAAAGAGGAGGAAGCUGGGUUAUACCCCAUGCUGAAGAAAGAUGACAUACCAUUCGGCGCCAGAGCUCUAGAGAGGGGAGUCGAAGUGCCGGGAAUCUGGAUUUCCAGCCAUAACUCGCCAACGCCCAGUCCCCACGUUCCUAGCACACCGAUCAGAAGUCGAUCACCAAGCCCAGCCCCGAGGAGUUUCGCAAUGCUACCGCGGAGCCUCUCACCAACGGUGGCACUGGAUAGUGCUGCAUGUCACCUCUCACCUUUACCAUCAUAUGCUCGUCCUGUCACCGAAUCCGAAAUUGAUAUUGUCGCAGCCAACAAUUACCGAUACGAAUCAUACAGACCCGGUGGGAUUUACUCGCCUGGGAUCGUAAAUAGCACCCCGACGCCGCACAGGCCAUUCCAUCGUCGAAGUGACACUUUCCCCGGCAAUGAGAAGCGUGCUAGUUUCCAUACCCGCAUAUUACGCGCAAGUCAGAUUUUCGACAACAGGCGAAAUAGGUCUGGGACAAGCGAACAAGACGAAGCGGUUACAGGAUCGCCUAUCUAUGAACAUGAAUCUCGUUUCCCAACCGAGCAGUACCGGGGUUCACGGGCUCACAGUAAGCGGAUAACGUGGCCUCAUCACUGCUUGGAGUAA
Messenger RNA from Penicillium angulare, 729 nucleotides. RefSeq lists its product as uncharacterized. The transcript has 2 exons. The record is from RefSeq and is a predicted model, not a curated record. Lineage: Eukaryota; Fungi; Ascomycota; Eurotiomycetes; Eurotiales; Aspergillaceae. The coding region runs from base 1 to 729 and encodes 242 amino acids.